UUCCAAUCAGUUGGCAUUGCGCAUCGCGUUCGACCUGCAUUCGUCUCGGUCCGUUGACGACACCGUAGCCGUUUCGCGACUGUCUCCCCAAUACGGUGGCCCGUGACCUUACGGCUAAUCUAAGUGGCGGUUUAUUUGUUUUGCCCAUUUAGAUCUGGGCUUCAAAAGUCCAAUUUUAACUUCGCAAGAGGGCUCUCAAAUCCGCGACAAGUGGUUUGCUGACGCGCGAGCUCACGGAAAUCUCCGACACUGUGGUUUGGCCUCGCUGCUUCUGCUUCUACGGCACUCGCCAAACAAAGCUUGCGCAACUCCGAAAAAAUAUUAAGUAAGAAGUGAUUUCUUGCCAACAAGCUCUGCGUAUUACCUCUGGACGGUGCGUGUUUUUAUUUUCGUUUGUCGUCGCCGUGGUCGCGCCGAAGAGAGUGAAAGAAGAAGUGUAGGUUAUUGAGUUGUGUGGUGCAAGUGUCCAAAGUGUAACCAAAGCGAUUAACACCACGGCCGAAGUGGUUAACGUGAUCCUGCCGUCGAUUUUGAACACCUCGACGGAUAGCGAAUCAAACGAUUUAUUUAUAAACGGUCGUGUAAGGCGCUGGAAAGUGAGCAAUAUUUGGUUUGAAGUGUCCAGCUCAGAGGAGAACCCCCAGGGAAAAUCUGCCACCAGAGGAACCAGUUUUUCAGCAGUGAUUCGACGAUUUUCCGAAACUUCUGUAUUUCAUCAUCAUGAAGCCGUUCAGUUGGAGUACGAGUGUGUUGGUGGUCCUGUGCCUUGGGGCCUGUGCUUUGGCCGCCCCGUCCAGCAAUGUCCGGGUGAAGCGCGCCGAUACCGAACUCAGCGAUGUGGAGCUUGUUGGAGCUGAGGACGCCUCCCUCAGCAACGACCUUGACCGUGACAAGCGAAAAAUUCCCGACCCCAAGUUCGAAGCUAAGAACGCCAUCCUCGGAUUCGUUUUCGGAGCCAGCAAACAAUCGGGUGCCCAGGCAAGUCAGGCCGUCAAAGACGCUAUAAAUCCUACCAGACCUCCCCCAACGUCAACAACUGACGACACUCCGGACUUCAACCGCCAAAAAGUCUCCCUUCAAGUGCCGGACGCCGUCUUUGGAAGCUCGUUCUCUCUCAUUACCAACAUCUCAACGCAAUUCGGUAACCUGAUCAUGAACUCCGCUCGUCGUGCUGGACAGUUCCUGUGGAUCGUUCAACCGCUGAUCGGUAAGCAGCUGACCAUCGAGGUUCCAACUACGACUACCACCACGCCAAGGACGACAACGACCACCAGGGCUACCACAACCAGUACUACCACCAGUUCUACAACGACCACCCUCAGAGCAUCGACCAGCACCUUUACGGUUGUCAGUUCUCGAGCCGAUACCAAUGAGAUCAAAUAGAUUUGUCCGACCUUAUCGGUGAAAGCUAAUAACUGCCAAAUUUCGCACAGGGGAGUCUUGAAACAUUGGUGAUGAACAACUAUUAGAGUUAAGGGAUGAUAGGGAGUAGUGGAAUAAGUGAAUAAGACGCAUGUUACCCCCAAACUAUUUAUUUCCAGAUUAGAACGUAAGAAACACGAACCAUGGUGAAGCAGUUACCUUUAGAUUAAGUUGUCAGAAUAAAAGUUGUUUUAUGGUUUUUGUCUUUUA
Molecule: messenger RNA, 1632 nt
Organism: Aedes aegypti (yellow fever mosquito)
Lineage: Eukaryota; Metazoa; Arthropoda; Insecta; Diptera; Culicidae
Product: salivary glue protein Sgs-3
Exons: 5
Coding region: 721-1383 (220 amino acids)
Source: RefSeq, a predicted model, not a curated record